Molecule: messenger RNA, 987 nt
Organism: Drosophila navojoa
Lineage: Eukaryota; Metazoa; Arthropoda; Insecta; Diptera; Drosophilidae
Gene: Sptr
Product: Sepiapterin reductase
Biological process (GO): tetrahydrobiopterin biosynthetic process
Molecular function (GO): sepiapterin reductase (NADP+) activity
Source: RefSeq, a predicted model, not a curated record
GGUAUAUUUUGUUGCUGGUAUAAACUGAUACAGAUACAUACACUUUUCAAAGCUUUCGAGGAAGCUGCUUGAAAGCUGCCUUUGGUCGGCAGUCAUAAUAAACCUGCAACCAACUGUUGACGCAGCAGUUCGUGGGUACGGAAUAAAACUUGCCUUUCGCCAUGGAUUUGGAGCAGCGCACAUAUUUGCUGGUGACUGGCGCCUCGCGUGGCAUUGGUCGCGAGAUGGCCCAACAGUUGGCGCGCCAAUUGAAGGCAGCGGGAUCGUUGGUCGUAUUGAUGGGCCGCAGCGAGCCUCUGCUGCAGGAGACCAAGUCAACCAUACUAGCAGAUCGUCCCGAGCUGGCAGUGCACACGUAUUCGCUGGAGCUGGCCACAGCCGAUAGCUCGGAUUUUGAGCGCAUUCUUGGCGAGACGCUGGAGGGCAAAGAUUGCAAGGAGUUUGAGCGUGCGAUUGUGGUGCACAAUGCGGGCACAUUGGGGGACACAUCGAAGCAUGCCCGCGAGAUAGGUGACACAAAGGUGCUGGAGCAGUAUUAUCACAUCAACCUAUUUUCGGCAAUGGCAUUGAAUGCUGAAUUCAUGCGCACCUUCGCCAGUAUUCCCAAACUAGUGGUAAAUCUUAGCACAUUGGCCGCUCUGGAGCCAUUCCCCUCGAUGGCAUAUUAUUGCACGGUCAAGGCGGCACGUGAGAUGUACUUCCGUGUGCUGGCCCUGGAGGAGUCGGCGGGCAAGACUUUGGUGCUUAACUAUGCGCCCGGUGUCAUCGACACACAAAUGACGCUUCAGGUGCAAACAGAGUCACACGAUCCGGGCUUGGCGGCCGCAUUCAAGGAACAGCGUGAAUCGAAGACGAUGCUCACGCCACAGCAAACGGUGCUCAAAUUCGUGCAGGUGCUACAGGCAAAGAAAUUCAAGUCGGGGGAUCAUGUGGACUACCGCGACUAGAAAUACAAAUAUCCGAUCGAAAUAUACAUAUAUAUAUAUU